Messenger RNA from Phalacrocorax carbo (great cormorant), 3860 nucleotides. Lineage: Eukaryota; Metazoa; Chordata; Aves; Suliformes; Phalacrocoracidae. The record is from RefSeq and is a predicted model, not a curated record.
GUUUCUGCCUUGUUAUCUAAACCAGCAGGAGAAGAAAUCAUGUUGGGAGGGCACGAUAGAAGAGGAGCGGUGGCGACGCACAGCUCUCAUUAGCAACCCUCAGGAGCUGGUGAUACCACAGGCAGCAUGCGAGAGCAAGCGAGCCAGCAAGUGAGUGUGGGGGUCUCUGGACACAAAUGUGAAGUACGGUUUUGCUGCAGCUAGAGGGCUUUGCUGCUGCACAGCCCCGCGCUGUGUCUGGUGUGCUGCUGCACACCCCAGCACCGGCUGGGGCUCUGCCACGCCGCUCCCCACCGCUUCCCACCGCUCGCUGCCAGCCCACGGCCAGGCCCGCCACAGGGCCGCUGGACGCCCACCCAGGAGACAGGCCGCGGCGUCCCUGCAGCCGAGCCACUGCCGGCCAUGGUCAUGCCUGACACCGCUGCUCCACUUCUGCUGCCGAUGCUCCAACUUGGUGGGUGAGCCCUUCCUCGACACAGGAUUUCUUCCCCCCCCCACCACCAGCAGCAUGGAGAGUGUGCGUGAGCUCCAAAACCCGCUCUUGGCCAAGGCCAACGGGCACCUUCGCAGCAGCUAUUCUUACCACCAGCAUCACAGCCAGGACUACCCCAGUCAUCACUGCCAAGGGAAACUGUAUUCCUACAUCUUCCAAAACACUGGCGGUGCCAGGACUCACCAGCUGCUGGAUGCCAGUUCCCUGCAGCUGGCCGUUGAAGCCUUGUAUGGUCCCAAUUUCAUCCUCGUGAAGGAUGAGACCACCCUCAAGGCCAAGGACAGCAAGAUGGAAAGCUGCGAGACCACUUUUACGGAAAGCAAAGAGGCUCCAUCUGAAGGUCCUGAUGGGCAUGAAGCACAGGGGUCCUGCCUGGUAGAGAGCGACAUCCGCAUCCAAACUGUGUCCUACGAGGUGGAGGAAGAGGAGCUCCAGGAGUAUGAGAGUGACUCCUCCAGCGACAGCGAAAGUGAGGAUCAUUUCCUGAUGCUUCCCCCCCGGGACCACCUGGGUUUGGCCCUUUUCUCCAUGCUGUGCUGCUUCUGGCCCCUGGGGAUUGCUGCCUUCUACUUCUCCCAAGGGACCAGCAAGGCUGUCUCCAAAGGAGAUUUCCAUCUGGCCAGUUCAGCUUCCCGUCGAGCUCUCUUCCUCGCUGCGCUCUCCAUAACCAUCGGCACAGGAGUGUACGUCGGGGUGGUGGUAGCAUUGAUCGCUUAUCUCUCCAAAGGGGGCCACGUAUAGCUGCCACCUGCAUGUCAGCGCUGUCCCCGGCUGCUGGCUUUCCUGGGAUCACGGUCUCCUGCGGAGCACAGGACGCCAGUGCCUGCAAGGGCUGCUUGCAUGGCAGGACCCUGGCUUGGAUGCCCUGCUAAGGCUCUGUCCCCUUUCAGACAAACAGUAGACCCCUGUUCUCCCCGAGGCUGUGGGGUGCCACCAUCUGACAGCAGGGAACUGCGCACUGGCCUGGCUGCUGGGACCAGGAGAAGCACGUUAGCCUGGUGGAAGAUGUGCAGGAGAGAUGCUGAGAGUUGCUGCUGGGCUGGUGCCACCACCCCUGCUCUGGGGCCAUGGCUUCCCCUCCCACCUCCGCAGCCAGCAGAUCCACUGCUGGUACCCAGGCUUGGCCCAUGAAGGGGGCACACAGGGAGGAGAGGGGAUAUGGUGCUGGGGAAUUACCACUCUUUCUUCUGGGAGGCUGGGGUCCUGGUGGGCUGUCUAGACUCCUGUGAUGGGGACAACAUUCUCAUUUCAGUGCCAUGGGGUGGCAUGGGGUGGCACCUGGCCCCUCAGCUGCAGCAAAGUAGGAGGAUACACCAUGGACACGAUCGAAGGGCAUGCUCUCCACAUCCCUCUGCAGACAGACCCCUGAUCCACAGGAGAACAUCCCAGUCACUGGCCCAUCACAGACCAGAAACAAGAAGGCAGGCAGGCUGGUGGUUGCACACCAUCACUCCCAUCACUGGAGCAAGCUGGCAAAAACUGCAAGGUUUUUUCCACAUUAAUAACGACUGUCAUGAUAAUUGCAAGUUGGAGCCCCCGUAAUGUUGGCGUCCCACAGUGCUGGGCCCUGAAAAGACUUGUAAUGGCAAUUUCUACCCAAGAAGCAAGCUGGAAGGGGUGGGGGCCUGAAGGACUCCACUUUCAGUGCUGGGUCAGGGCCCUGCACACAAAAAGGGCUGGAAAGAAAAGGCUGAUAUGACACGCAGAGCCUGGGGUGGGAGUGCUGUUUGCAAGGGAGUGGAUCCAGAGAGCAGGAAGACUUGGAGGGAGCCCGAGACAUGGGGGGUGACUCCACACACCUCUUCCCAUGCCUUAGAAAGGGGUAUCUCCAUCCAUCCAAAAGCUUUUGCUGACAAGGAAGUCCCACACUUCCCUCUUACACCUUACAUUUGCUAAUUCGUAUAUUGUCAGCAACACGUCAAGUACUUCAGAGGUGGGUGUGAAGGCAAUGACUGCCCCAAAAGGGCUGGUGUUAAAAGGCCCUGCCUCACCCCCACUCCCCAGCAUCCACCUUGACCCUCAGUCACCCUGGCCAUGGCUCCCCUGCUGCCUCCUUCCCCCAUGUGCAGGCGGCUGCAGGCAGACUCUGGGCGCCCAUCACCCCCUUCCCUGGGUUUCUGGGCAGGCUGCAGCUGGCUCUGCAAGAGGUGCAGCAUACUCCUCCACCUGAGUGACACUCAAAUGUACAUUUCAUCCUAAAGAAGCAUGUUAAUGUCUGCGAUUACUGUUGUACUUGAGCCAUAAAAGAGAGAAGCACAUCAGAGACCUGUUCAGAAGCUGGUCUGAAAGUUCCCAUUACGUUUUAUAACAUGGAAGAGCUAAUAAAAAAAAGCAGGAAAAAAGGCUCUGUUUAUAAGAACAUGGAGAUGGCUAGCGAAGAGGUGAGCUUUGCAGGAGUGCUGUGCUCCCUUAAACCUGGACGUGUUUGUGCAGUUUCCAAAGGUAGUUAUAAUAAAGCUGGUGUCUGGGCAACUCAGAGGGAGAUGUACUGCCAUGUAGAUCACAGCGAGCAGCUAGCACUGGGAGUGGGAUGGUGAUGCAGGCUUUUUGCCAUGUGUGGAUGGACAAGAAUUAGGGAGAGACAGAUACUGAAGCAUCAUGUAUGUUCAUGUUGCUCUGUGUGUAGUAGAAGCAUAAAAUAAACUGUGCUUGAAGAGGGGCAGAAGAAUACAAACAUCAGGAGGUAAUAAGCAGGUCUUCCUUCUGAUGGUAGACAGAGAGAGAUGGAAUUUGCAGGGAAGGACUGGAGUGUCCAGAAGAGAUGAGGUGGCUUGGAGAGGAGAGAUGAGGGGCACCCUCAUCCAGCAGCCAAGGGAUGGUUUUCAUUCCCGUCUCCUGAUGCUCAGCCUUCCUGGGCAUCCAAUCUUCCAAGUAACCAAACAGGACAGGAGUGCUAUUUCAGGACAGGGGAUGUCUGUGGGUGCCCAUACAGCAGAGGUGACCAGACCCACCAACCUCCAGCUCAGUGCCAUCCCAGCUAAAGCCCUCCAUGCCUAUCCCCCUCCUGAGCACCCCAAGACGGGAGGUGGUUGGCUUCUGGGGGCCAGGGGUGGGGUGCUCCCUGCCAAUUCUGUUCCAGACAAAACCGUCUGGGCUGCUGGACCAGAAUCAGCAAUGAGAAACUGCAUUUGCCUCUGAAUUUGUAAUUCUACCAGAUGGUUCCUUCCAGCGGAUGCCAUGGGUGGGGGGGCCAGCAGCCCCCAGCCCCCUCCCUGUGGGCACCUCAUCCCCCUGCACCCCAACCUGCCUCUUAGUAUUUUUUUAAUUGGAGAUGCACGGGGAAGGACUGGGCUAAAGGGCCAACAGAAUUAAAGUGUUUUCCACUAAUAGCCUGAAUCUCUGAUGAUCUUGUCAAGGGGGGGGAGGG